CAUGUACCCAAAAUAACACCUCUUCUUGUUCAGCACCCUAAGUCGAAGGAAAGCUGUGUUGCCUCUCAAUGGAGGAAAGUGCUACAUUUGCCACUCUUGUAUAAUAUUAGCCACAUCUCGCUGGCCUCGUUUGCCUUCACCAACGACCGGACUCGUCUGCGUUUAACGUAGGGGAACAAAAGUGGCAUCAAACAUGCGUAAAAAUCAAGGCCAUCCAAGCAGGGAACCACCGAGAAAGGACUUAACGCCGCUCAUCUGAGGCCAAUCUCCAGUUAUUUUUUGUUGGUCAAAUCAGGAAACACAACUCAGCUAGCUAGCUAACGUUAGCUCCGGCGAUAACACCUUCACACCAACGGAGAGGCCAAGAGGAUCAUCAAGAUUGGAUCCGAACGACGGGAAAACGUGCUAAACUGUAGGCAGCAAUGGGUGCGUUUCUGGACAAGCCGAAGACUGAGAAGCACAGUGCACACGGCGAAGGCAAUGGCCUUCACUACGGCCUGAGCUCCAUGCAGGGCUGGCGGGUGGAGAUGGAGGAUGCCCACACGGCCGUGGUAGGCCUCCCCCAUGGACUCACCGACUGGUCCUUCUUUGCCGUCUACGACGGCCAUGCAGGCUCCCGAGUGGCCAACUACUGUUCCGGCCACCUGCUGGAACACAUCCUGUCGGGGGGAGCAGAGUUCGGGUCCGGGCCUGGCUCCGUGGAGGGCGUGAAGGACGGCAUCCGUGCAGGUUUCCUGAAAAUCGACGAGUACAUGCGCAGCUUCUCUGACCUGCGGCAGGGCUUGGACCGCAGUGGAUCGACGGCCGUUUGCGUGCUGCUCAGCCCUACCCACCUCUACUUCAUUAACUGCGGGGACUCUCGGGCUGUGCUAAGCCGAGACAGCAAAGUGGGCUUCUCCACCCAGGACCACAAACCCUGCAACCCUCGAGAAAAGGAGCGAAUCCAGAAGGCCGGUGGCUCAGUCAUGAUCCAAAGGGUAAACGGCUCCCUGGCCGUAUCCCGGGCCCUGGGGGACUAUGACUACAAAUGUGUGGAUGGUAAGGGACCCACGGAGCAGCUGGUGAGCCCGGAGCCUGAAGUGUGUGUGCUAGAGCGGGCUGUUGAAGGCGAUGAGUUUGUGGUGCUGGCGUGCGACGGGAUCUGGGACGUCAUGUCCAACGAGGAGCUGUGUGAGUUUGUGCACUCGCGUCUUCUGGUGUGCGACGACCUGGAGAAAGUGUGUAACUCGGUGGUGGACACCUGCUUGCACAAGGGCAGCAGAGAUAACAUGAGCGUCGUCUUGGUGUGUUUACCCGGCGCUCCUAAGAUCUCAGAGGAGGCUGUAAAGAAAGAGGAGGAAUUAGACAAAUACCUGGAGGCCCGCGUUGAGGAGCUCCUUGCAAAUUGCGGCGAGGCCGGGACCCCAGACCUGCUGUCUGUGCUGAGGAGCAUCACCACAGAGAACAUCCCCAACCUUCCACCGGGUGGCGGCCUGGCGAGCAAACGCAGCGUGAUUGAGGCGGUGUACAACAAGUUGAACCCUCACAAAGAAGAAGAAGGGUGUGCUGGUGAACUGGAAGACCCCUGGUAGCCACGGCAACCACCCGCAUCCCCUCUCUGUGCUUGAGUGCAUCUGCUCGGAGGAGGAGGAGGAGGAGGAAUGUGUCUCUCCAUUGCGCCAUGUUCUUUCUCUACUUAAAAGGGGGGACUUGUGUAUGUUGGAGUGUAUGUUGGUUGUGUGUGUGUUAUUGGAGCAGUGGGGACAACAAUAUGCACACACGUCUCUAAGUAGGAGGGGGGUGUCAAGAUUUUAUGAACUGAAGCAUUGUGAUGGUAGAGAUCAUUUUUACCAUUUAUGCUGGGGUUUUUUUUUUUUUGAAUGUCGACGCCUGACUUCACAAUGACAUGAGGUGUGUGUGUGUGUGUGUGUGUGUGUGUGUGUUGUAAAGAAUGGUCAAGAGAAGAUGGUGGAUAAAGACUUUAAAUUCUUCUCCUGGACUUUUUUUUUUAAGGGGGGUCCCCUUACACACACCCCCUUUCCGCAAACUUACACACGCACACCCGGACGCAGCACCAAUACUGUACUGUAUGUGAUGUGCCACCCUCACAGGCCGUGAUGCAUGAGGAAAUGGACAGUCAUUGAUUGACACUGACUGCCCCCGUCUCGCCGGUCCCACCCCUCCGAAUGACCUCGGGACUCUGAUUGGCUCCCUUUGUCUUUGUGUCGUCAUGGUGAUGAUAAUCAUAACAGAAGAAAGGAAGAGAAUGGACCUCUUUGGGAUAGGAAGGGGUGAGUGUAGUAUCACUGGUUGGACUCUUUUUUUUGAGUGGUGGAGUGUCUGGGGGGGCUUCCUCACCCCAACCCACCCACCCACCACAUUUGGAAGUGCACAUUGCGGCAUGUUCUGUCCCCCCACCCCUUCCUUUUUUUUUUUUAAUGUUGUCCAUGAGGUUACUCUUAGCUGCUCACUUAGAGUGAGUCAAGUCGUCGUUUUAAUAAUCCGGUUGUUUCUGGUUCACGUUUGUAUUGCUGUUGUUUGUUUGCACUCACAUUUGAUUACAGAAAGCGUCUAUAUAUGAAAUAAAACAACAAAUAUAGCCGGCUGUGGACAAGGUGCAGCUCCUUUUCUGAAGAAGGAAGAAAAAUCGGACAGCAACGCGAAGUGCUGUGGGUUUUCAAAAUAAAAGGCGUGACAUCGA
This is a messenger RNA of Doryrhamphus excisus (bluestripe pipefish), 2680 nucleotides long. The record is from RefSeq and is a predicted model, not a curated record. NCBI's taxonomy places the organism in Eukaryota, Metazoa, Chordata, Actinopteri, Syngnathiformes, Syngnathidae.